Exophiala xenobiotica is the source of this 3161-nucleotide messenger RNA. RefSeq lists its product as uncharacterized. Gene Ontology annotation, biological process: chromatin remodeling. NCBI's taxonomy places the organism in Eukaryota, Fungi, Ascomycota, Eurotiomycetes, Chaetothyriales, Herpotrichiellaceae. The transcript has a single exon. The record is from RefSeq and is a predicted model, not a curated record. Bases 26 to 3007 code for a protein of 993 amino acids. Gene Ontology annotation, cellular component: nucleus. Gene Ontology annotation, molecular function: histone demethylase activity; protein binding.
GGCGUAGCACUAUUGUCUUUCCACGAUGGCAGACCUCGCGACGGUGAUGCAAAGCAUCAGAAAGAUAGAUGCCACCCUCGGUGUGAUUAGGACCACCCUGCAGCGCCAUGUCCCCGCUGCCAGUCGACUCUCAGGCAAAUCGCGUAAGCGGGCACAGCCGCACUGGACGGAGGCACUUUCUCUUCAAUUGUCCAACCUAUCCAAUGAACUCGAUGACGUUAAGAAAGAAAUGCAGAGAGGCUCGGCCAUCAGCGACACCCACUGCCACAACGUCAAUUCUGCCGAACUAGACGCAGCACAGGACGGUCGAACACGGAUAUCCAAACAGCCACAAGACAAAGACGAGCAGCUGGCUCAGAGGGCUCCAACUCUUCCGCCGAGUUCCCCAACUAACGCAUCGUCUGUUCCAGCUCCGGAUAUGGAAGUUAGGCAGCAGGCAGCAGACGGCGUUCCAUGGAACAAUACGCAGACCACUGCUCCGGAAAUAGCAUCUUCGCUGGGAUUCGGCCAAUCCGGGCCUGCCGGACCUGGGCGUGAGGUAGCCAAAGACAUGACUCCAAGUCAACUUGUGUCGUGUAGAGCCUCGCCUUUAGGAGGCCAGUUGGACUUUAGUCUGUCGGUCGAGGACAUGGGGGAGAAGCUCGUCCCAAAUAUUAUGCGGCUUAUCAAUGACGACAGAUUCACUGGCAUUCUUUCAGUCCAAGGUAUAGGGGAGAUUGACUGGACAAAUUUGAUGAGAUCGAUUCGACCCCCUGAGAAGACUCAUGAGAUUCUGGGGGUCAAAUACUCUAAACCACAUCCCAUCAAAGGAGUUGCAGAGUUAAGAUUGUCUACGCCGAGGAACUUUGCAUUUCCGGACUUCUCCCAAACAAUCAAGGAGCCUUCGCGAGAGGCUUGUUUGGACUAUCUUCGUCAAGUCAUCAAUAAUCCCCCAGAGUCCACGAUUCCUUACUAUAUCGGACUCCCACUCACGCCUACGUUUGACCACCUUCUUCACCCAGGCGAGCCACUUCUAAACAUUUCUCUCAUUGACGGCCUGAAUAAAGUAUACUGGUAUGCCGGCGAAGAAGGGUCAGGAUCUCCAUUCCAUUGUGAGGAUUGGAAACUCUACUCUUACAACCUUGUCUUGUACGGCUGGAAGCUCUGGAUUAUGAUCCGACUCAGUCAUACUAAAAAAUUUGAAGCCUUCAUCAGAAAGUGCUGUCCGAGUAACAGUUGCGAUCAAUUUGUUCGCCACAACUCUUUAUUGGUUAGUCCGGAGACACUUCAAAAGCACGGCAUCGAAUUUGAUAUCCACGUCGCUGGACCCGGCCAAAUGGUCGUGACAAGACCGGAGCAAUACCACGCGGUCGUGAACAUCACUAGAAAUAUGGCUAUAGCCAUUAAUUUCGCCCCUCCAGAUAGAGCAGUCCGGCCUGAUGAUCUAUGUGUAUGUUCAAAGUGCGGGUUAUAUGCACUACAGUGUGAAGGUAUCAGAAAGGUCCCCUCUGAACCGACAUUGCCGGCAAGCACAAAUCUUGCUGGGAAGCGCCAAGGUAGUGGAGAUGCUUCGCAUUUGCGAGAGAAACGACAGAGGCGUGAAGACCCUAUCCAGCCUCGAAAGAAGCGACGAAUCGGUGGGAACGCUGCAAAGUCCCAAACAUCAAUGGGAUCACUCAAGACGACACAAAGCUCCCAAGCCUUGAGAAAGACAGUGGAGCAAAUAAAAGAGAUUGACAAGCUCUGCCACUUGCCAUCACUAAGGGAGAAGCCGCCCGUCCACGUUUUGAAACUAAUAGCAGCAAUCGGGAGCCGAGUUGCCAUCCAACAGUUCAUCACCCUUGUCGCUGACAGAAGGGACCUAAGCAAUACUACACGAAUGGAUACUAGCGGAGAUCCAUCUUCGCGCGCCAUGCAAUAUGCGCACCGAAUCAAGAUUUCUGAGCGGAAAUCGAUGCUCGAAAGAUUCCUAAUCCGAGUCAACCAAGUCUCUUUUGUGCAGGAGCUCGAUAGGUCAAAAAAUGGCAGGAUAAGGGUGGAUGAGAAGCUGCUGCGGGUGAUCGAAAAAAGAACUGGGUGGUCAACACCAACUCUAGAGCAUCAUCGCAAGAUGGGCAAUAAGUGGAAGCGUAUUUGUGGUGACUUCGAUGGUCUCUUAUGCUUCAUCUUUCUCGAUCCGAAAAACCCGUUCAGUGUACUACCAGAACAGUACCAGAACAUGAACGAUGAAGACCUCGAGAUAUUUCAUCGGCUAUUGAAGGACGAUUAUUUUGAUUCAAUACGCUCUGCCGGAAAAGCUUUUCAGAAGUCUCUCAACAGUGCGGUGGCGGACAUCGAGUUUUGCUGGGAAUCAAGGAAGGCUCCUCUGGGCCGUCUUUCCGAGGCUGAAUUACUCUUAUACCUCAAUCCAUUUCCCACGGUUUCGGAAAAUAUUUAUGACGAAGGCAAAUUUUCAAAACGGCCCAGGCCUCCCGCGUGGCCCGAAGACUGGCAAUGGCCCGAAGAUCCAACAUGGUUACAUCCUGACUCGCGACAGUGCGACCUAUGUCUACAGACGAAGUGCGACUGUAUAAAGACUAAGAUCGCUUCAAAGCUCAUGCCCCGAAUUAAGGAUUAUGGGCCUAAGGGGCGAGGACUUCAAGCGGUGGCGCAUGCACCCGGAUAUCACGCAUAUAAGAAGGGUGAUAUUCUUGGAGAGCUUACGGGAGUUCUCGAACCUUUGGGCAGGUAUAGGAGCGAUACAUGGACCCUGGAAAUGGUGAGGGAGGACCUAGAUGACCAAAAUCACCACCAGCAUGACCUAAGGGUCUGUCAAAUCCGUUGCGCCGACAAAAGCAGUUACUUCAGGCUAGCGAAUCAUGCUUGCAGGCCAUCUGUAAGAUUGGUGGGAAAGCCUAUCUCUGGGAGGUAUAGAUGGGUAUUCAUCGCCGCGAGACACAUUUUACAUGGCGACGAGAUCACCGGUAACUUUGGGAAAAGGUCGCUGAGGGGCACAAAUUGUCUUUGUAUUGAUUGUGCAGCUGAAUAGCUAGACGACAUGUCUACUCAGAAAUAUCUAAGGGUAUGCAGAUCCUGUCGGGCCCCAGCGUACGAAGCAGAUACAACUCAUUUCCAAUUACCAAAGGGAGGUUCGUAAGUUGACGUACCAGGGGAGUGUGAUAGGUUUCGUGAAAACAAUCCGG